AUGUCGAAACACCCAUCCCACUUCGUCCAGGAGCCGAAUAUCAACCCGCGACACAGCAAAUAGCUUGGGCCAAUUCGGAUAUGCACCCACUCUGAGUAAACGAAUCAGAGCUUCCCAUUUACGACAUCCUAUUGCUAUUCGUUCCGGCGCCUGAUUCGUACCCAAAUCACCACAGGACCUCCCUCACGAACAACGACAACUCGUACACUUCCCCGACGACGCCGACACAUUCACCUCCCCGUCAACUCGGCACUAUACGCACACGUCCACUAUGGCUGCUCCCGCGCCAGACCUAAUACCGCCUGUCGCCUCAGCCCCAGGCCGAGGCGGCGCAUCCCCAGCCUUCAACCUCAACUCCUCCGACUCCUCUGAUCUCGACGAUGACGCACCUCUGCCCUUCCCCGAGGCCCUCCCCCGAUCCGAUUUCCUCGGCCCCGAUUUCCAGCCCGCUCCGUACCUCUCGGCCCUCCCGCACCGCCAUCAAACCCUCGAGGACCUGCGCUCCGACCUUCGCGACCGCAGCGCCGCCAUCAGCUCCGAGCUCCUCGAGCUGGUCAACUCAAACUACACCGCCUUCCUCUCUCUCGGAAACGAGCUCCGCGGCGGCGAUGACAAGAUUGAGGAUGUCAAAGUUUCGCUCCUCGGCUUCAGGAGAGCCGUCGAAGAGGUCAAGACUCGGGUCUCGACUAGGAAAGAGGAGACGCAAACGCUCAGCGAGGAACUGCGGGGCGUGAGGUCUGCCAUUGAGCAAGGACGUAAGAUGAUCGAGGUGUCAGAAAGGCUGUCGUCGCUAGAAGAGCGGCUCACCCUGGGAAGCCUGCCUGCGCCAGACGCCCAGCGAGAAUGGGAUGACGAAAGCGACGACGACGACGAGGAAGGAGACGAUGAUCUACUCGGGAGCUCGCCCUCCAAGCUCCUGGCCUCUGCUCAAGAAUGCAGCCGCAUCGUGGCUCUGUCCGACACAAUCGGACAUGACACACCAUGGGGAGUCAAGACAGAGGAACGCCUGAACCGCUGUCGAAAUACCCUGUUACUGGACUUGAGCAAUGCCUUGAAAGAAGCUAAGAAGGCGGGGGCGCGGGGCCAGGACAGAGUUAUCAAGUACCUCGCUGUGUACCGAGUAUUGGGCGCGGAGGCAGAUGCUAUUAAGGCACUCCGCGGGGGUUAGGGACAAGCAAUGCAAGAUAGAAAUUGAGCUUCCAACAAAGAUACCCAAGUCAAAC
Messenger RNA from Ilyonectria robusta, 1223 nucleotides. Its product is annotated as oligomeric golgi complex component, COG2-domain-containing protein. Lineage: Eukaryota; Fungi; Ascomycota; Sordariomycetes; Hypocreales; Nectriaceae. Bases 272 to 1168 code for a protein of 298 amino acids. The transcript has a single exon. Gene Ontology annotation, cellular component: membrane; COG complex. The record is from RefSeq and is a predicted model, not a curated record. Gene Ontology annotation, biological process: intra-Golgi vesicle-mediated transport; Golgi organization; protein transport.